ACGGGAAACAAACAUAGAGAGAGAAGUGACUAGAGAUUGAAGAGAAAGAAAUGCUGCUACUAAGCUAUGGAAAACCUCUACAACUAACUCCACUCUCUCUCCUUAACUUUCUUCCUUCGAAUUCCUUCGUUUCCAAUCCCAAUCUCUCUUCUUUCUCUCUCCCUUCUCGCCUUCUCAAUCCGCCAUUUUCAUCAUCAAUAUACCUACAAAAUCUAAAACCCCUUCAAUUCCAUGUAAAAGCCAGCAAUGGCAGUCUUACUUCCGUCGAACAAUUGGUGGGCAAAAAAACCGUAAAAGAAACAAAUUCAAAUCUGGGUGUUGAUGAGGAAGAUGGAGAAAUGAUGAGAUUUGAUAUAGAAUGGGAUGGCAAUGAAUUGAGGAAGAAUCUUAAUCAACAAUUUGAAUCACCAGUUGUAGAGAUGAAAGAAUUGGAGGAAUUUCCGGAGAAUUGGAGGCGGUCUAAGUUAGCUUGGCUUUGUAAAGAGCUGCCUGUUCAAAAACGCCCAACUCAAAUUCGACUUCUUGCUGCUCAGAAAAAGUGGAUGCGCCAGGAUGAUGCUACUUAUAUUGCUCUUCAUUUUAUGCGUAUUCGUGUCCAUGAUUCUGCUUUCUGGGUGUACGAGUGGAUGAUCCAACAACAUUGGUAUCGGUUUGAUUUUUCACUGGCCACCAAACUUGCUGAUAAUAUGGGUAGAGAAAGGAAGUUCGCAAAGUGUCGGAAGAUUUUUGAUGAUAUAAUUAAUCAGGGUCGGGUACCAAGUGAGUCAACGUUUCAUAUCUUGAUCAUUGCAUAUCUCAGUGCCUCCGAUGAGGAUUGCCUUAAGGAAGCAUGUGACAUCUACAACCGCAUGAUACAUUUAGGAGCAUAUUACCCUCAACUUAGUCUCCAAAAUGCUCUCUUCAAAGCUAUUGUUACCAAACCCGCAAACUCUGUAAAGCAGUACCUUGGACAGGCAGAGUUCAUUUUCCAUAAUCUCGCAACUCGUGGAUUAGAGAUACACAAGGAAAUUUAUGGUGGCCUCCUUUGGCUUCAUAGCUAUCAGGAUAUCAUUGAUAAAGAGCGGAUGCUCUUUCUGUUAACGGAGAUGCAUUUGAGGGGAAUUCCGGAGAGUAGAUAUACUCUCUUAUCUAUUCUAAGGGCUUGCUCUAAAGAAGGUGAUGUAGAUACUGCAGAAAAGACUUGGGCUAAGCUUCUCCAAUGUGAUGGUGGCAUUCCAACUCAAGCUUAUGUGUACAAAAUGGAUGUAUAUGCUAAGGUUGGUGAUUCCAUGAAGUCUUUGGAGAUAUUUAGAGAAUUGCAGGCGAAGGUCGGAGCAACAAAUAUUGUGGCAUAUCGAAAGAUCAUAGAGAUUAUGUGUACUGAUCAACACGUGGAGCUUGUCGGUUCCCUUAUGGAAGAGCUCAUUAGGAGCGGUCUCAAGUCUCUUACACCAUCAUAUGUAGAUCUUUUGAAUAUGUACAACAAAUUAAACUUACAUGAUAAAGUAGAGUCCACCUUCCUGGAAUGCCUCGACAAAUGCGAGCCAACUCGGACUCUAUUUAGCAUCUACUUGGACUCAUUGGUGAAAACUAGCAAUGUCGAGAAAGCUGAAAGCAUCUUCAACCAGAUGUUAGAGAAUGAGGCUAUUGGUGCCGGCAGCAGGUCAUGUAAUACCCUGUUAUACGGGUACAUAUCUUGUGGAGAUAAUUUGAAGGCCGAAAAACUAUACAAGUUCAUGCGCCAGAAGAAUUACGAGGUUGAUUCCUCUCUAAUGGAGAAGCUUGAUAACAUUUUUAGCUCCCAGAAGAAAGUGGUUUCUAGGAAAGUGAAGCUGAAACUAACUCCAGAACAAAGAGAGAUUUUGGUGGGUUUGCUGUUAGGCGGCUUGCAAAUCGAGUACGCUGGGAAAAACAAGUUAUAUUUCAUCAAUUUCGAGUUUAAGGAUAAUCCUGGUAUUCAUUCUAUCUUAAAACGACAUAUAUAUAACAAGUUCCAUGAAUGGGUUCAACAUUCCGACGGCUCAUCAGACGAUACUGAAUUCAAAUUCAUCCCUUCGAAAUUUCUGACAGUUGCGCACACUUGUUUUGGUUUCUAUGCUGAUCAAUUUUGGGCUAAUGGGCGGCAAACAAUUCCCAAAUUGAUUCAUCGAUGGUUGUCACCGCGUGUUCUUGCGUACUGGUUUAUGCAUGGAGGAUACACGACACCAACCGGGGACAUUGUGUUGAAAGUGAAAGGAAGCAAAAGCGAAGCUGAGCGAGUCUUUAAAGCUUUGAAAUCAUAUUCAUUGGACUUCAGGAUAAAGCAAAAGGGUAAGGUGUUUUGGUUGGGUUUCAUAGGAAGCCAUUGUUAUAGCUUUAGAAAACUUAUAGAACCAUAUCUUUUAGAUGACUUACAAAACUUCCUAAAAGCUGAUAAACAACCUAUAAAGAAUUCAAUUACAGAAAGAUCAAAUUACUGGUCGAGUAAUGAGUCUGAUUUUGAUGACAGUGUGGAACCUGGUUCUGGAUUUUCAGACAGUGAUGAUGCUUUGUUUUAAUUAUUUGUACAUAAUUUAAGGCAUUAGUCUUAUAGAGAUUUCAACAUUCAAUAUUAAUGACAGAAUAGAAGCUUAUUAGUUGAGAUAUAUAAGUAUAAUACUGAGCAGACAACGCUCAAUGAAGUUUUGUGCAUUUCUUGUUUUA
Molecule: messenger RNA, 2661 nt
Organism: Amaranthus tricolor (Joseph's coat)
Lineage: Eukaryota; Viridiplantae; Streptophyta; Magnoliopsida; Caryophyllales; Amaranthaceae
Product: pentatricopeptide repeat-containing protein At2g15820, chloroplastic
Exons: 2
Coding region: 51-2516 (821 amino acids)
Biological process (GO): photosystem I assembly; Group II intron splicing; mRNA cis splicing, via spliceosome
Molecular function (GO): endonuclease activity; protein binding
Source: RefSeq, a predicted model, not a curated record